This is a messenger RNA of Salvia hispanica, 1627 nucleotides long. Its product is annotated as putative serine/threonine-protein kinase PBL17. Lineage: Eukaryota; Viridiplantae; Streptophyta; Magnoliopsida; Lamiales; Lamiaceae. The record is from RefSeq and is a predicted model, not a curated record. Gene Ontology annotation, biological process: protein phosphorylation. Gene Ontology annotation, molecular function: ATP binding; protein kinase activity.
UAAGCGCACUUCCUACAUCUCUGUCUCACUCACUCUUGCACUUAGAUUUCAUUUCAUCACAUUCCAAAAUCGGAGUAUAUUCCGGCGACCCAGAACAGAUUCCGGGGAACUUUCCCAUCUGACUGUGCUGGAAAUUGAGUGAAAAGUGAAAACCCACUGCAUAAAAUCCGAAUCUUGGCUAUUAGUCUUUCUUGUCUUAAACCGUUGAAAAUUGAAAUCCAAAUGCAAAAUUGGUGAAAGCGUGAUUAGAAAAAUGGGUUCUUGUCUCAGUGUUGAAGGAGAAGAACAUCAGCAGAGAGAGAGCAAUUCUUCUUGUGGAAAACCCGGUAGCAAUGGUGGCUCCAAAUCUCCGGUGAAAUCGGGCUCUGUGAGUUCAAACACAUUCGUGAUCAUCCCUAAAAAUGUGAAGGAUCUGCGUAUAAGCCCUGGCAACGGCGAUCUUGAUAUCUUCACGUAUGAGGAGAUGAAGCUGGCCACAAAGCAUUUCAGGCCAGAUCAGGUUCUCGGUGAGGGUGGAUUUGGUAUUGUCUACAAAGGAGUUAUAGAUGAGAGCGUGAGGCCUGGAUACAAGACGACUCAGAUUGCUGUUAAAGUGCUUGAUCCUGAAAGUCUACAGGGCGACCGAGAAUGGCUGGCAGAAGUAAACUAUUUAGGCCAACUCCGACAUCCUAAUCUGGUGAAACUUAUUGGCUACAGCUGUGAGGAUGACCAUAGGCUUUUGGUCUAUGAAUAUAUGGCAUCUGGGAGCCUCGAGAAACACCUUUUCUUCAGGGUUCGAGCCACGUUAACAUGGCAUAGAAGACUAAAAAUUGCUUUGGAUACUGCAAGAGGCCUUGCUUUUCUUCAUGGUGUUGAAAAACCUAUCAUUUACAGGGAUUUCAAGACUUCAAACAUUUUGUUAGAUGAGGAUUUCAAUGCAAAGCUUUCUGAUUUCGGGCUGGCAAGGGUUGGGCCAACGGGAGAUCAAACUCAUGUCUCAACACGGAUUAUGGGCACAUACGGUUACGCUGCUCCUGAGUAUGUCAUGACCGGUGAGUCUGAUGGACAUUUGACAGCAAGAAGUGAUAUCUAUGGGUUUGGAGUUGUUCUGCUCGAGAUGCUUAUAGGAAGACGCGCAAUGGACAAGAGCAGGCCAAGCCGAGAGCAUAAUCUUGUGGAGUGGGCUCGCCCGCUCCUCAACCACAGUAAGAAGCUUUCAAGAAUACUGGAUCCUAGAAUCGAGGGGCAAUACUCCACCAGGAUUCUCAUGAAAGUGGCGAAUCUAGCAUACCAAUGUCUCAGCCAGAACCCGAAAGGAAGGCCCCUCAUGAGUCAAGUCAUUGAGAUCCUGCAACCUCUCGUCACUCAAGAACUGAGCCCGACAGAAAGUGGUGGUAGUAUAACCCUUUACGAAGUCCAAAAGGACACGCCUCGGAAUCCCAACGGAGGGUAAGAAACGGCCAAGAAAGUCAGAGCGGAAGAUUUUGACUGUUGAAACCUGUAGUUUUUUCACAAGUCAUGAACAUUGUAACUCUUUAAUGAUGGAAGUAAGCAAGGCAAGUGUUUAUAUAUCCAAAAUAAAAAUGAAAGGAAAGAAUUUUGGCACACUUUGGAAACCAUUUACAGGAGUUGUCUGGAUGAUUUAUCA